AAAAUGAAUAAGAGAGACGAGAGGAGCUGAUGCUAUGCUAACCCGUUAGCACGAGGCAAAUUUGAGCUCAUUGCGACUUGUUGUUGCAGGACAAAGAAAUUGACGUCAAGUCGCCGCCAUCAUCUGAAGAGUUUGAUGCUUCAGAUCGCCGCCAACUGGAUCGAGCAGGAAAAGAAAGACCUCGAGGUAGCCAAGGAGGCCUACAUGGCCGAGAUGUGCCCCAAACCCAACGUCAGCGGGGACGUGGCCAGCCUGGUGGAUAUCUGCAAGAAGCUUCAGACGAACAUCGACAAGAUCGACGACGCUCGCUACGACAUCGAAUCCAAAGUGUUGAAGAUCGAAAUUGAGAUCCAGGACCUGAAGCUGAAGGUGGUGGAACUGGCGGGCGUCAAGAAGCCGGCGCUGAAGAAGGUGCGCAUGUCGGCCGACGCCAUGUUGCAGGCGCUGCUGGGGGGCAAACACAAGACCACCAUCGACCUCCGGUCCAACCUCAAGCAGGUCAAGAAGGAGAUCAAGGAGGAGCCCACAGAGGCCGUCGGAGACUGGCGCAAGAACAUCGAGGACAAGGCCGACAGGAAGAAGAUGUUUGAGACCUCCUAGAAGCAAAAACAAUAAACCGC
Molecule: messenger RNA, 620 nt
Organism: Syngnathoides biaculeatus (alligator pipefish)
Lineage: Eukaryota; Metazoa; Chordata; Actinopteri; Syngnathiformes; Syngnathidae
Product: troponin I, fast skeletal muscle-like
Exons: 5
Coding region: 136-600 (154 amino acids)
Biological process (GO): muscle contraction
Cellular component (GO): troponin complex
Source: RefSeq, a predicted model, not a curated record